AGAUAGAUUCUUUUAAAUCAUUAGAAUAAAGUAUAGGCACUAUGUUUUUGAAAGGAACUAAGAGAAUUUGGAAUUGAUCCAUAAAUAAUUUGAUAUUUAUGAUCAAAUUAGAAAAGAAAGAUAUAUCUUUUAAAUGGUGUGUAUUAAGACUCCUUACUUGCUCCCUUCUUAUUUGACAUUUAUUUUAAUGAGCUUAUUUAAGAUUUUUUACAUUUCAAAAAGGAAUAAGAGUAAAAAAAUAAAAGAUUUUAAUUAGAGCAUGCUUUAUUAUCAUUGAUUGAAUAUGCUGAUGACUUAACAGUUGUAUUCAAUACCCAAAUACUAGAUUAGAUAACUAAUUUCUUUAAUUAGUAGGCAUAGACAUAUAAUUUUAGUGUCAAUCUUGGUAAAACGAGAAUACCCAUGAAGGCUAGUUAAUAAAGAAGUCCAUAUGGGUAAAUUCUUGUGGAAAAAACUUGAUAAAAUUUUUGGAUGUUAGAGGUGGAAUUAAAUAAUAAUUAAUACAAACUAUUGUAAAUCAUAUACUUUAGGCAUAAUUUCUAAGAUUUAUCGGCAAUUUUGUAUCCAUAAUAAUAAUAGAAAUAUGAGAGAUUAAGAAGACCUUCAUUUAAAAUGCUAUUAGGAUUAUCUAAUUCAUUAUUGGCGAAAGUAAUUGAUUCU
This is a messenger RNA of Paramecium primaurelia, 660 nucleotides long. Lineage: Eukaryota; Ciliophora; Oligohymenophorea; Peniculida; Parameciidae. The record is from the annotation of a GenBank genome assembly.